CUUGUCACAGAAAAAAAUGGCAGCGUCCUGAAAAAUAAAAAUGAGCAGCGCAGCUCAAGUUUUGCGCCAAGCAGAGGCCAUAAAGAGCAAGGUAUGUGAUGUACCUUUUGGUUCAGGGGAAGCCUGGAUUUCCCGCCAGAAUCUACAGGACCUCUAUCAGAAGCUGAUGCUUAUAGAUCUAGAGUAUGCUCUUGAUAAAAAAGCAGAGCAGGAUUUGUGGAAUUAUGCAUUUAAGAACCAGAUCAAUACAUUUCAAGCACAGACCAGAGAUAGACAGAGUUCAAAACGAGGUGCAGUUCAAGCCAGAUUAAACCUUUUCCUCGACAGUGCAAGUGGAUUUUAUCUGCAGCUUUUACAAGAGUUAAGCAGUGCAUUCAGCCUAGAUCUGCCCUUCAGGAGGAAGAGCCCAUGCUUUGGCAUAUUGAAAGAGAGAGCUCCUGUCAAUGGGAAGAUCAAGAUUCCAAAGAAAAGUUCCUGUUUGUAUGUUUGCCAAUACUGUCUCGUACAUUUGGGUGAUAUAGCUCGAUACAGACAAGAAAGUGAACAGGCGGAAACAUAUUACAGGCAUGCAGCGAACCUGGUCCCAUACAAUGGCCAGCCUUAUAAUCAGCUGGCCAUCCUUGAGGCCGCUAAGACACACAAACUUGGCACAGUCUUCUACCAUAUAAGGAGUAUUGGGGUCCGGCACCCCUUCCUUGUGGCUGGCACCAAUUUGGAGAAGUUCUACUCAAAAAUAAUUAAAGAAUCGCUGGAAUUCAAGAAUAGGCUGUCAAUGACGGAUAUAAUCUCUUUUUUCCUACAAUUUCAUGGUCUGGUUCAUUUAGCUACAGGUUUAGAAAGGGCGAAAAAACAUUCAGAGCGCCUUUUGCAGAGUUUAUCUACCCACAUCACAUCCAUGAGUUUCUCUUCAUACCAACUCAUACAGAUUAUGGCAAUAAAUCUAUUCGCCAUGUUCCAUGCAGAGCGCCAACUUGACGGAGAAACGGAUAAACAUGAAAAAUUGAGUCAAGAUGAAGAGAAAUGUCAAGAUUUGUUAUUCACUUUUACUGUUUGUCUCAUGGACACUCUGCUACUGCAUACACCUAAGCAUGACCAGAAAGCAAAGGACUAUCACACUUUACCAGCCAUAAAACUGUUCCUUGACUGGCUUUCUUUGAACAAGAAACACCUUGAGAAAAUAUCACACAAGUCAUCAACAUUCUGGCCGAACUUAGCCAAAGUUCUGAACAGCAUUCAGUACAACAACCAGAAGGAUUCACUGGCUGAAACCCUUCACAAUUAUCUCCAUAGCCCACUUCCAGAGGACCUGGAACUGCAAUGCUUUCUGCCAGUCACUAAAGCACAUAAGGAGUACAAUUUCCAAAGAGUCUCGAAGGAAGAGAUGUCCGCAGAUAUGGAAGUGAGGCUAAGGUGUCAUCGUAUUGUAGAACAUGGCAGAAAAUUAUGUGAAUAUAACCCGAGUUUGAAUAUCAUGAAUGUUACCACAGGCAAAAAUGGGAAGCUGCAAUUUUCAACACCAACUGCUCAAAUACGUCUAUUGCAAGGUACAGAUGGCACUCCAGAGAGGCGCUCUCAGAGACAGAAUGUUGCAAUACAGGCGAUCAUGCAGCACAAGCAAGGUCAAGGUGGGGGACAGAAAACGAUCAGACCAUCCCAACCAGCUCCCAGUAGUCAGGGACCAGAUGUUCCACUUCAACUUGCUCCAAGUCAAACUCCUGGUCUCCUUCAGGGUGUUCGUCAACAUUUUCCUACCCCCAGAGUUCCUCGACCUCAUGACAUAGGUGCUUCUAAUGCACCCCAUAGUGUGAAGUGGGGCCAGCGGCAGAUGUCCCCCACAUCACAGGCGUCACCUAUUGGUCAGAUUCCUAUGCAAGUUGUUGUACAAGCUGGUGGUGGUGGUGGGCCUCAAGCUCAGUCACACCAUCUUCCAAAUCAGGGAGUACCCCAGGGAAAGCAGGGCAGUAAGGGAAUGCCCCAGGGAAAUCACCAAGUUAACCAAGGAAUCCCCCAGGGAAUUCCACAAGGCAACCAAGGAAUGCCCCAGGGAAUCCCACAAAGCAACCAGGGAAUGCCCCAGGGGAACCAGCCACAGUUUGCAAGCCAGGGGUCUCAAGGACGUUUUACAGCCCCAAGUAGUCAGCUGAUGAAUCAACAGCAUCAAUUGAUGUUCAGCAUUACCCCACAACAGUUAUCUGACCAGCAACAACAGCAUGAUGUCAGGAUGCCACAACCUGAUGUCAGGAUGGCACAGCAUGAUGUCAGAAUGCCUAGAGCUCAGGUUGCUAUGGGAGCACAACCUCCAAGCAGAGCUCCCCAGAGAUUCCCCCUUCAGCAGCAGCAGAAUCUCUCCUCCCAGCAAAUACACAAUCUCCAGUCAUCUCUCCAGCAGCUGCAGGGAGGUAGUGGUAAUCCCCAAUCACAACCUAUGGUAUCUAGCACUAACCAACAGCAACAGCUAAGGCCAGGUAACCCUCACACAGGAGGUGGGCAUUCCCAGGGUCUAAGCUUACACUCUCAACAAGCCAUGGGUGAUAAUGUUAACAACAGCGCAAGGAAUAUGCCUGGUUUCCUAGGGAGUCAACAGAUGUCUUUACAGAACCUACAGGUACAGGCUGCCCUACAGUCGGGCAUCCAGCUGUCUAUGGAGCAACUGUCAGAGCCAUCUAUGGGUAGCCAGAGCCAGAUUGGGUUAAGAGCCAUGCAACCUGGAGCUCCUAUUAUCAACAUGCGUUCUGACCCUGGAUGGGGAUUACGAGGUGCCCAGAACCAAGACCUUGGUUUCCCUCCACCUCCUAUGUUGCAUCAUGGGUACUCUGGUGGUCCUCCUAAACCUGACAGUCCACCACGAUUGGAGGAGCUUGCCCAUUCCCGGGACCGCAAUGUAAAUAGUGCCACCUAUAGUCUGUUCAGUCAGUCUCCAUUGUGGGCACCUCAGAUAUCAGCAGGAAAUAAUGAUUCAAGUUCAAAGUCAUCACCAUUGGAGUCUCAAGAAAACAGUCUCCGCUCCACACCAGAUGUUUUGUCUGAUGGUAUACCCCAAGGUGGGUAUAUCGCAUAUGGCCUAGGGGGCCCAGGGGAUGGGCGCUGGGGAGGACAACCCCCUAAUAGAGGACCAGAGGGGGCUGCACCACCCAACAGUGCCGGACAAAGAAAUAUGCAGGGGCUAUGGGCUUCAGGAUUAUCUCCAUUGGAGAAGUUAAUAGAGCAACAGAAACACCAGCGCCAAGACCCCCCACCCCCACCACAUUGAAGGAAAAGACCCCUCCUAAAAAGGAUGAAGAUAUGAAACCAACAUGGUCAAUGAUAACCAUAAAUAUAGAGCAUGAAUUUACUUCGUGGUUGAUGAAUUAACCAUUGGUUAGAGAUAUGGUGUAUGAAUAUGCUAUGAGGUUUGGUUAUGAUAUACCAUGGUCAAUGACUUAAUGCCAGUUAUGGUUUAAAAUGGCUGAAAAUAUACAACAAAACCAAACCAGUCAGCUUUAACAAAUGCUUUGGACAAUGUAAAAUAUAUUAGUGUAAUGGCAUUGCCAACCAAGCAAAAUGGAUUGUAUAUAGUUUAAUCCAUAGCAAUUGCAAACUACAUGUAUAUUCCAAUAUCCAAGGAAGCUAUGCUGAAAAGGGUGUACCUAGCAAGUAUACAUACCUGUGGAUGGCAAUAACAAGUUCAUCUUGAGACCAAGACCUUUUGUAACCAUGGCAUCCCUUUAUCCCUUUCCUAAAUUUAAUUUAAUGAUUUAACACUUCUAAUUUUAAACAGCUUGUAUGACCAUUGUUCACAUUACUGGUGUACAUAUAUACUCAUGGCAGUCAUUGUUCACAUUACUGGUGUACAUAUAUACUCAUGGCAGUCAGUAUUUUCUGUUUCACAGCUUGUUCCCUAAUUCCCAUUAUUUUAGUAAAUACAUCUGAAAGAAUAUGUAAAUUAACAUGUGUCUAUGCUAUUACAUGAAUUGAGAGUUACCUGUUUAUACGCCCUCACUUUAUAGAUGUAGAGAGACUUAACAUUUUGCAAAAUAGUCUGGCAAAGGGUAGAAAAUUGUUUCUCUAGAACCUGAUGAUCUACCCUCUUAGAUAAAACAAUUGAUAUAUUGAUGUGUGCCCAAAAAUGUAAACAGUUAUCAAUGUCGAUGGAGCAAAAUCAACUACAUUUCACUGGCAUGCAUUGAUUUCUUAAAAAAUGAUUGAUAAAUGUUCUGUUGGGGGACGAGGGGAUCAAUCUGAAAUGAAAGUAAUCAUAUUUGGGAACAACACCUAAAUAUUGACCUGGUCCCUUGUAAUGUAUUUACUGGUCCCUUGUAAUGUAUUUACUGUCUCUGAUAAAUACUGCUGUUGCUGUAUACUAGUAACAUUAAUUGGUAAUUGGUUUCAGAUUUAAUUAUUUAAUACUAAUAAUUUAUAAUAUAUAAACUAUUCGAUUGCCAACACUUGAAUUCAUAUAUACGAUAACAUACACAUUCAGUUUUACCAGUUUUUAAUACUGUAUGUUUCAAAUGAAUGAAAUUAUGCAUUAGCCAUGUAAAAUAUAAGGCAAAGUUUAUUUAAUUUAUGGAUUUAUUCUAUGAAGUUAACCACUUGUAGAGAAUAUUUUCAAACACUGCAACUGAUUCGCUGCCAUUGAUCAAAUCUUGGUCAGCCUAUAUUAAUGUAUUAUGGAGCUACAUGUAUAUUAUACUUUACUAUUGGGUCUACAUUUGUUAUUGUUAUUAACAGGUUAAGUUGUCCCACUGGGAUAAUUGUCCCCUUCUAUGUGACAUAACUGGCCAGGAUUGAGUAUAAACUGUAAGGACAUUAUUGUAAUUAGUACUGUAUUCACCUCUGUAUAUAUUGAUGGAGAGGCAUCUAUCCACAAGUCCAAGACUAAGCUCAAAAUAAACAUUGUUUUUUCAUUGGGGUUAUUACAACCACUGAACUAUCAAGGCUGGACCCCCUAAAAUGGUCAUAAUAAGAUAUAGCAAAAAGGAUGAAAUGAAAGCUGUGAUAGAAGUUAAACUCCGUGAUGACAUAUAGUUCUAUGCAAGCAAACCUUGAAGAAGCUUGAAGUUGAAAUGACAGAAUUGCAAUACAAUGAGAAGGAAUGUUAGGAGGCGUGAGGAAUAUUGAUUGAAAAUAGAUAAUGGCAUAAUGAAAAAAGUAUGUCUACUGUGUGAAGUGGUGAUUUAUAAUAAAAAAUAGCAGAAAAUUUAACCUGUAUGCGACCAGGUUUUCUACAUGUAGUAGUAUAUUAAGUCCCUGUGGAAGUGUAUUGGUUAGUAGCAGUAGAUGAUGGGGGUAAAUUUUAUACCCCAAAACCCCCCAUUUCCUGUUAUUAAUAUAUUUAUAAGCAUUAUUUGAUUCCAACAUCACUGUGCGGUAUCCAAACUGCGCACAUACUAUGCAUGCAGUUUGAAACCCUGACAAACUGCGCGCAUAUUUAAAAAUGGCAGAUGGAGAGGACACAACUCUCAUAAGGAUGAAAAGUACUGGAAAUACAAGGUUAAUUUUGUUUAUCAGACAUUACCAUUAUGUGGAGACUAGCUUACUUUACAAGUAGCACUUGAUUUUUUUUCCUAGUUAUCUCAAUAUAAGGUUCCUAAUGAGCUUUCAUGUUCAAAAUAUACAGUGUUGCGUCAUAAUGUCUAUUUGUCGUAAUUUGAAGUUUAUUCAGCCCUUGUGUUUUCAUAUACUGAAAGAUACAGGAUUGCUGCAUAAAGUUUAAGUAAUAUAGUAUUUUCUAUUUGUGUGAAAAGUGUGACAU
This is a messenger RNA of Owenia fusiformis, 5734 nucleotides long. Lineage: Eukaryota; Metazoa; Annelida; Polychaeta; Sabellida; Oweniidae. The record is from the annotation of a GenBank genome assembly.